This is a messenger RNA of Peronospora farinosa, 309 nucleotides long. The record is from the annotation of a GenBank genome assembly. Lineage: Eukaryota; Oomycota; Peronosporomycetes; Peronosporales; Peronosporaceae.
AUGGGUCCCUUUAACAAAAACACGCUGGCAAAGAUGCAGCGUGUGACGACUGGUAUUCCAAUUGCCAGUAAAAAGACGAAGGCUAUAUACAGUGGAUGCUCAAAAGGAAAGCAAACGGUGGCGCAAUUACCAUCUCAUUCACAGACGAAGACGUCCCGUAUUUUGGAGCUUGUGCACACAGACGUAAUGGGAACGAUGAAGACGAAAUCAAAAGGAGGCGCGAAGUAUGUAUUUACCUUCGUGGACGACUACUCGAAUGGGGAGAGCGCAUCAAGUGUAUACUCUUUGACAACGGCACCGAGUUUGUAA